GCUUGCACCGACUGACAAGUAGUAACGAGUAAAUCUAAUGUAAUCAACUUAAUCUAACGCCUCUCUUGAUACGAGUAACGAACCCCAUCCGUUGCUCCCCCGUAUUCCUCCGCACCGGCGCUGAGCGGACGCUCACCGCCUCCAUACUGCCCACUGGCUCAGGUGACCGGCUCGUCAAACCGCCCCCUCCCCUUCGGAGAUGUUGCUAUCUGUGGAUGACAGCAGAGCCGGAGGAUCGAAACAAGUGUUAGUGCCGCUCUUUCAGAAAGUAGUGAAGCUCGAAAUAAGCUCAAUCUUGUCUUGAAUUAGGCUUUUUACUGCUACGCGCCGAGGUCUAGUUAAGGUGCUUCAGCGUCGAUUCGGUCUUAUUAUUAAGCGACGAAGCUUAAGGAAGAGAGCAAGAAGACGACGUUACUGAGCUCAAUUCAGGACCGGCUUUUUUUCUCCCCCCCUCUCUCUCUUUCUCUCUAGUAACAGUAUCAAUUUCACCUGGAUGCAAUGACCGACUCGGUAGUGGACAGCAAGGCGGAGGUCAAACAAGCCACGAAAUAUGUCAAAGAGACCGAAAACGUUGCGGAAAAAUAUUCAGCGAUGACUGUCAGCAAAAACAGCAGUGAUGUGAACAUGAACGUUGGCGAAAUGCCUUCCGCAGCGUUCACCGCAGUCCCCACUCUGAAAUCCGUCAAGAAGAUCCAGUUUGCUAACGCGGAGGACAAACAAGAAUUCAGCAAGUACCCUACCAAGGCAGGCCGCCGUUCCCUUUCUCGGUCCAUCUCGCAGUCCUCCACAGACAGCUACAGCUCAGCUGCGUCCUACACUGACAGCUCCGAUGAUGAGACCUCCCCCCGGGACAAGGCCCAGGUCAACACCCAUGGCAGCAGCGACUUCUGUGUGAAGAACAUCAAGCAGGCUGAAUUUGGCCGCCGUGAAAUUGAAAUCGCAGAACAAGACAUGUCUGCUCUGAUCUCUUUAAGGAAGAGAGCCCAGGGGGAGAAGCCACUGGCUGGGGCGAAGAUAGUAGGCUGCACCCAUAUCACUGCUCAGACAGCGGUCCUGAUUGAGACGCUGGUAGCCCUCGGGGCCCAAUGUCGCUGGACUGCCUGCAACAUCUACUCCACUCAGAAUGAGGUGGCUGCUGCUCUUGCUGAAAUAGGGGUUCCUGUGUUUGCAUGGAAGGGUGAGUCAGAGGAUGACUUCUGGUGGUGCAUCGAUCGCUGUGUCAACACGGAUGGCUGGCAGGCCAAUAUGAUCUUGGACGAUGGCGGAGACUUAACCCACUGGGUGUACAAGAAGUAUCCCAGCGUCUUCAAGAAGGUCCGGGGCAUCGUGGAGGAGAGUGUCACUGGAGUGCACAGAUUGUACCAGUUGUCUAAGGCUGGCAAGCUGUGCGUCCCUGCCAUGAAUGUGAACGACUCAGUCACCAAGCAGAAAUUUGACAACCUUUACUGCUGCCGUGAAUCUAUCCUGGAUGGCUUGAAGAGGACCACUGAUAUAAUGUUUGGAGGCAAACAAGUUGUCGUGUGUGGUUAUGGAGAGGUGGGAAAAGGCUGCUGCACUGCUCUAAAGGCCCUCGGAGCCAUUGUGUGCAUCACAGAGAUUGACCCCAUCUGUGCCCUGCAGGCAUGCAUGGACGGCUUUCGAGUGGUCAAGCUGAGUGAGGUCAUCCGGCAGAUGGACGUGGUGAUAACUUGCACUGGCAACAAGAAUGUUGUUACCAGAGAACAGCUCGACCGAAUGAAGAAUGGCUGCAUCGUCUGCAAUAUGGGACAUUCCAAUACUGAGAUUGAUGUGGCGAGUCUGCGCAGCCCUGAGCUGACAUGGGAGAGGGUGCGCUCUCAGGUUGACCACAUCAUCUGGCCAGAUGGGAAGAGGGUUGUUCUGCUUGCAGAGGGCCGCCUCUUAAAUCUGAGCUGCUCCACGGUGCCUACGUUUGUGUUGUCCAUCACUGCUACAACUCAGGCCCUGGCCCUGAUUGAGUUGUUCAAUGCACCAGAGGGGCGGUACAAACAGGACGUGUAUCUCCUGCCAAAGAAGAUGGAUGAGUAUGUGGCCAGUUUGCACCUACCAAACUUUGAUGCCCACCUGACAGAGCUCUCUGACGAGCAGGCCAAGUACAUGGGCCUCAACAAGAAUGGCCCCUUCAAACCUAAUUAUUACAGGUAUUAAUUAGAGUGAUCCUCUGAUGGUGUGAUCCUCAGCACACAGUUACGCUGGGAAACAACAGAGAUAUCUAUUUUAUUUUAUCUAAAUUGCUACAAAAUGGAGGAAUUAUUUUACUUAUGCUGAAUGUAACUUAUUAAUAGCACUUCAGACAUGGUGUUAAAUAUGAAAAAUAAAACAUGUAGGAAACAUAAGAGUAAGACUUGUAGGAAACAUAUGAUGUAUAACUAACAUUUUACAUGUCUUGUCACGUGUUUAAAAGCAAAGGCCUGCUUGCAUGCUUUCAUGUGUACGUACUUAUUUAGUUGCUAAUGCUUAUGUUACUUGAUCACAAAGUUGUUGAUUUGUUUGUUUACCCUAUUUACGCACAGUGCCAAAUGAUGGCUGAUAAGAAUGGAGAAAUAUUUAUGUUUUGUCUGUCAUUAAGAUUUUAUUAGUACAUUCUAUGAGCCGGGGUUCGGGCUGAGCCAAAAUGAACUCUGUAUUACAAUGUACAUUAUUUUAGAAAUGUUAUAUAAUCUCAUUGAAUGGUAUCUGCAUACAAGCCCUAAAAAGUAACAUCCAGUCAUCCUUUCUAUUACAAUAAAGUACAGUGAUGAAAUAUCGCACUUGUUAUAUAAAUAUGACUGUUGUUUAUUUUAAGAAUUUAUAAUAGUCUGAGAAAGGCUGGCUGCAUUUUAAGUCCCUGACCAAAGGGAUGUUUAAUGUGUUAACAACAGAUUAAGAUGUUAUGUUAAAGAUAACAGGCUGUAUGCAUUCCUAAAAAGGAAGUACUGAAAAGGUUGAGGAGAAGGAGCCAGUAGAACAACUGCUGUGACUUCCUUCAUUUAAUACCAAGUUUCCAUUUGCUCACUCAAAUUCCAGCUGAGAUCUGUCUGACUGAAGAGAAGCGGUCAGCUGUUUAGUGUUUUGACUGGAUAAUACCUUUAAGGCCAUAGUAAGAAUGUGCCUUUGAAAUAAUUUAUAACACGUAAAUAUAAGCACUGACCUUAAUUAAAUGAACAUUCCUCUUUUGUAAAACCACAUCUAUUAGUGGUACAUUUAAUGUCUUCCUUCCACUGCUUCUGGUGUUAAUUGUAACUCUAAUGUAUGAGCUAUCUGUUGAGAAAAGAUAUUAGACUUUUUGUUUGCCAUAUGAUUGUCAUUGUCUUAAUUUGAUCCUACAGGGUCACCCAAAGUAAUAUUCCAUGUUAUCAAAAUGCACAAGUGUAUACUAUGUAUGUAAAAGAAUGCAUAAAAUCAGCAAUAAAGCGAGUUCUUUUACCAGAGAAACGUAACUUUAAA
Molecule: messenger RNA, 3444 nt
Organism: Micropterus salmoides (largemouth bass)
Lineage: Eukaryota; Metazoa; Chordata; Actinopteri; Centrarchiformes; Centrarchidae
Gene: ahcyl1
Product: adenosylhomocysteinase-like 1
Exons: 17
Coding region: 499-2166 (555 amino acids)
Biological process (GO): L-methionine cycle
Cellular component (GO): cytosol
Source: RefSeq, a predicted model, not a curated record